GGAGGGUCGUGCCGGGUCUGCGUCCCAGCUCUUUUCGUGUGCUGUGGUGGUCGUGUGCGAGGUCGUCGGGGUUUAUUAAAAGAGAUCUCGGUCGAGUAUCUACGGAGGAUUCAAGAAAAGGACGAAACUCGAAAUCACGAACAAAAUUUCAUGAGACAUAAAGUUAAAUGUUUGCAACCUAACACGAACUCCAAAAGGAAAUCUUGCUGGGGAAUCCACACAGCUCCAGGCGAAGUCAUGCAAACAGACCCAAACGAAGUCAAGAGAAAAUAAACACAUCGUCCGUGACACAUUCACGACAUGCAUGACAGUCACCUAAACAUCCCAAGUUCUUCCUGUUUAGCCGCGCUGCCUCGCUUGACUAGAAGCUUUCCAGUUCUGUAUUCCUUCUAAAACUUAAUAUUCCUUUGCCCUGUUCCUGCACAUGGGUUUUUAGAGCCACCACGCUAGUCCUCUGCUUCACACUCUCAAACUUUCUCCCUCUUUCUUUCUUUCUCCGUCGAAGUAGUUCAUUUGCAUCAAAAUCAGGAUUUGAUAUUAAAUCUGAUCACAUUAUCUCACAAAAUAACUUGUUUUUGCUAUAGGUAGAGUAUGAGUUUGGCUACCAAAACCCCAGUCAAAAUUUAGUUUAGAUUGUAAAAGAUAUUAAAUAUAUAAAUUAAAUAAAACGAUAGUAAGUACGCUACAAGAGGUGCCACACCGCAAACAGAGCACACCAACACCGAAAACUUUGCCAAACCAGUCAUUACAAAAUACAGCAUUUUCUAAAUAGAUAUCCAUACCACACGAACACGCACACAUUACACACACUACCAAAGAACCAAGCAUUACCCGUUCGUAAAGCCAUCGACGCCUCAAUUAAGAGGUAAAAAGAAAAGAAAAAAUCUCGACCGCACCAAACGACGUACGAUGGCGUGGAGUGACUUCGUGGAGUGGCUGGACGAGAACAAGGUCGUUCUCAUUGCUGUCACCUGCUCAGUGGCGGGCGCCGGGGCGACGCUGCUGGCGCUGCGGGCGUGGCUUCAGGGACCCUCGUGCAGGAGCAAGGCGCGCCUGGACGGCAAGACGGUGGUCAUCACGGGCGCCAACACGGGCAUCGGCAAGGAGACGGCCAGGGACUUGGCCAAGCGAGGCGCCCGCGUGGUGAUGCUGUGCCGCGACCUGGACAAGGCGCGGUCGGCGGCCGAGGAGAUCAACAAGGAGACGGGCAGCACGGUGGGCGUGUACCACCUGGACCUCGCCUCGCUUGAGUCCAUCCGCAGCACCGCCGCCGCCCUCAGGGACACGGAGCCGCAGAUUCACGUCCUUAUCAACAAUGCAGGCGUGAUGAUGUGCCCUCGCUGGGAAACGAAGGACGGCUUCGAGAUGCAACUCGGGACCAACCACCUGGGCCACUUCCUCCUCACGCUGCUCCUGCUGGACCAGAUGAAGGCCGCCGCUCCCUCGAGGAUCGUCAACGUGUCCUCCAUCGCCCAUACGCAGGGAAGGAUGCACUGGGAUGACUUGCACUUCACUGAGUCGUACGACGCCAAGGAGGCCUACUGCCAGAGCAAAUUGGCCAACGUCCUCUUCACGCGGGAACUCGGGCACAGGCUCAAAGGCACGGGAGUGACGACCUACUCCCUCCACCCCGGUGUUGUGCAGACGGAGUUAGGUCGCCACAUCCACGAGUCCGUCAACUCCUUCAUCCACUGGGCCUUCCACUUCUUCGGAAAGUUCUUCUUCAAGACGGUGGUCCGCGGCGCCCAGACGACUAUCUACUGCGCGGUGGACGAGUCGCUCGCCACGCAGUCGGGGAAGUAUUACAGUGACUGUGCAGAAAAGAGACCACACCCGAACGGUGUGUCGGAUGAGGACGCCAAACGACUGUGGGACACGAGCUUGCAGUUAGUUGGCCUCGACCAGUAUAGUGUCUAGACCAAGGUUUCUAUUGAUGACUUGAUACUCCUGAUCACAAACGCUGCUCUUCAUAUCUAAUAUUCAUGUCCUCACUCUACUUGUUCUUCCUUAAAGUAGUGUACCAUUCUUUUGUUUGCAUGCAAAAUGGUUUUACGAUGUAAU
Messenger RNA from Penaeus indicus, 2061 nucleotides. Its product is annotated as retinol dehydrogenase 13-like. Bases 910 to 1917 code for a protein of 335 amino acids. The record is from RefSeq and is a predicted model, not a curated record. NCBI's taxonomy places the organism in Eukaryota, Metazoa, Arthropoda, Malacostraca, Decapoda, Penaeidae. The transcript is spliced from 8 exons.